This is a messenger RNA of Homo sapiens (human), 1690 nucleotides long. It is a transcript of the gene PRDX6, whose product is annotated as peroxiredoxin 6. The record is from RefSeq and is marked reviewed. Lineage: Eukaryota; Metazoa; Chordata; Mammalia; Primates; Hominidae. Gene Ontology annotation, molecular function: A2-type glycerophospholipase activity; oxidoreductase activity; peroxiredoxin activity. The coding region runs from base 64 to 738 and encodes 224 amino acids. Gene Ontology annotation, biological process: cellular oxidant detoxification; hydrogen peroxide catabolic process. Gene Ontology annotation, cellular component: cytoplasm; lysosome. The transcript is spliced from 5 exons.
GCUUCUUCGCCAGAACCAACCGGUUGCUUGCUGUCCCAGCGGCGCCCCCUCAUCACCGUCGCCAUGCCCGGAGGUCUGCUUCUCGGGGACGUGGCUCCCAACUUUGAGGCCAAUACCACCGUCGGCCGCAUCCGUUUCCACGACUUUCUGGGAGACUCAUGGGGCAUUCUCUUCUCCCACCCUCGGGACUUUACCCCAGUGUGCACCACAGAGCUUGGCAGAGCUGCAAAGCUGGCACCAGAAUUUGCCAAGAGGAAUGUUAAGUUGAUUGCCCUUUCAAUAGACAGUGUUGAGGACCAUCUUGCCUGGAGCAAGGAUAUCAAUGCUUACAAUUGUGAAGAGCCCACAGAAAAGUUACCUUUUCCCAUCAUCGAUGAUAGGAAUCGGGAGCUUGCCAUCCUGUUGGGCAUGCUGGAUCCAGCAGAGAAGGAUGAAAAGGGCAUGCCUGUGACAGCUCGUGUGGUGUUUGUUUUUGGUCCUGAUAAGAAGCUGAAGCUGUCUAUCCUCUACCCAGCUACCACUGGCAGGAACUUUGAUGAGAUUCUCAGGGUAGUCAUCUCUCUCCAGCUGACAGCAGAAAAAAGGGUUGCCACCCCAGUUGAUUGGAAGGAUGGGGAUAGUGUGAUGGUCCUUCCAACCAUCCCUGAAGAAGAAGCCAAAAAACUUUUCCCGAAAGGAGUCUUCACCAAAGAGCUCCCAUCUGGCAAGAAAUACCUCCGCUACACACCCCAGCCUUAAGUCUCUUGGAGAAGCUGGUGCUGUGAGCCAGAGGAUGUCAGCUGCCAAUUGUGUUUUCCUGCAGCAAUUCCAUAAACACAUCCUGGUGUCAUCACAGCCAAGGUUUUUAGGUUGCUAUACCAAUGGCUUAUUAAAUGAAAAUGGCACUAAAAGUUUCUUGAGAUUCUUUAUACUCUCUGCCUUCAGCAAUCAAUUCCAUUCAUACAUCAGCACUCUGCUGGUUCUGUUUGAAAUAUGUUCUGUAUUUAAAACUCAAAUCUUGUUGGAUCUCUGCAGGGCUUGUGACCAAUGAAGUCAUAUUUGUUGAUGGUUGACAAAGCUUGCUUCACUCCAUCAGAGAAUGACUAUCAAUUUUUUUUUAACUGUCCUAUCACGUCCUCUCCUGUCACCCAUUUUGAAGAGUGGCAGAACUUGAAGUUCAACUUCCUCUGUAAAUAUCCAAGUAUAAAGCCCAGGAACUUCUAGAAUAACCCAGAUGCGCUUUAAUUUUUUUUAAUAUGUUUUGAUCACAGAACUUCUAGAAUAACCCAGAUGCUCUUUCAUAUUCUUUUAAUACAUCUUGAUCACAGCUGGGGGAAAAAAAGCUUUUUAAUUCUAUACCUUCCUAGUAGAUAAGUGAAGAGCAGGGAAAGAGACCUUUAAAUAUUUUGCUAUAAAAAAAUUUGUGAUAAGUUUCUAUCAAAAUGGGGAGAUUGCAGAAAAGGCUUCCCUUGGCUCCCAAGGAGGUGUAGCAGGUGUGAGCAAUAUUAGUGCCAUGUGCCUUUCACACAGGGUUUGCAUUUAUCAGUCUGUUUUCCGAUGAUGUGUACAUGAAAGAGUACACCAUGUGAAGAGAAGAGAGAAUGAUUGAAAAUGUUUUAGUAUAGAACUCUUCUUGCAGUGGGUUGCUAUUUUCUAGAUUUUACUUUUUAGGGAACAAAAUAAAAUCCUUUGUUAAAACUGGGUCAGAGAA